AUGUCAAAUUACCCAGCUAUACUGUUGAUAGGAAAAACUGGCGUUGGUAAAAGUACUUUGGGAAAUUUACUUUUGGGUAGAGAUGAAUUUAUUGUCUCGGAUUCAGCCGUAUCAUUAACCCAAGUAUGCCAAAAUGCCCUGACCGAAAUAAACAAGAAAACAUAUAAUGUUGUUGAUACACACGGAUUUUUUGACACAAAUAGAAAGAAUCAAGAAAUAUUUAAGGAGAUUACCCAUGUAAUAUUGCAAUGCGCUGAUGGAAUUCAGGCUAUUUUAUUUGUCAUAGAGGCUACACGUUUUACCAAAGAACAGAAAGACACUAUCGAUCACAUUAUCAAUUUCCUUGGUGAAGACUCAUUAAAGAAUAUGAUCGCAGUAUUUACAAAAUGCAGAAAGGCCCCGACAAUUAACCCUGACCAGCUCUUGAAUUCAUUUUCUCAGGAGGAAAAGAACUUCCUUGACCGUAUCGGGAACAGAUUUACUAUCUCACCUAAUCUCGACAUUUUUGAACCUAACGACCCAAUUUUCGUGCAUCAUAUGACGAACCUAAAAGAAUACAUUACUAAUUUUCCAGACUUUUAUACAAUUUCUCGAGAACGAAAACUUCUGGAAAUUCAAGAAAUGGAGCACCGAACCAGAGAGAAAUACGAAAAACCAAAACGGGCUGAACGCGAACAACGUUUCAUGCAAGAAAAUCAACGAGAAGGUGCAAAUGCUGAGUUAAGCAUAAUUAACGGACUUGUAUUAGAUCGAGAAGGAUGUUUUGCCGCCGAUUCAAAAGUUACUUUGUUAAAUGACAAAGUCACCAAAAUUUCAGAACUUGUCAUUGGAGACCACGUCUGUUGUGGUUUUGAAAACGGAAAGCAAGUUUUUAGUGAAGUGUUUCUAAUGAUCCAUGCCGAUCCAAAUGCAGUGACAGAAUUUCAAUCAAUUGAUUUUGUGAAACAAGAUGGAUCACAAGGAAAACUUCAUAUUACCCCCGAACAUCACAUCUUCGUUAACAACGGUGAGACUGAUUUCGCAAGAAAUGUUACACCAAACAAAACUAAACUUUUUGUUUCUGGUGGAGAGAAAUUAUUUUCCGUGUCUCCAACUCGAGUAACAAAAGAACGAAGGAAAGGUUAUUAUGGUCCUUUGACUCGAAGUGGCACCAUUCUUGUUGACGAAGUUCUCUGCUCUUGUUAUGCUUCUGCUCCGCCUUACCAAGAUUUGUUGAAUUUUGUCCUCGUACCAUUAAGAAUGUACACAAAAAUCUUUCCUUCUAAUUACUUAGGCAAAGAGAUCCAUCCUUAUGUAAAAUUCUUAAACAAGGGUCGUUGGAUCAUUGAAUAUUUAGAUAAUUCUCGAAAGAUUUCUUUUUAA
Molecule: messenger RNA, 1362 nt
Organism: Funneliformis geosporum
Lineage: Eukaryota; Fungi; Glomeromycota; Glomeromycetes; Glomerales; Glomeraceae
Source: the annotation of a GenBank genome assembly